Chroicocephalus ridibundus (black-headed gull) is the source of this 2924-nucleotide messenger RNA. Its product is annotated as tyrosine-protein phosphatase non-receptor type substrate 1-like. The record is from RefSeq and is a predicted model, not a curated record. The transcript is spliced from 9 exons. Gene Ontology annotation, cellular component: plasma membrane. The coding region runs from base 134 to 1651 and encodes 505 amino acids. NCBI's taxonomy places the organism in Eukaryota, Metazoa, Chordata, Aves, Charadriiformes, Laridae.
CAACGGAGGCGGCGCGGCGGCGACGGAGGGGGUGGGGGGGGCAGGCGCGGCUCCGCUCGCCACCGGGGCAUGCGCCCGCCCGGGGCCCCGCCAGCGGAGCCCGAGCCCGGGGCCCGGCCAGAACCCGCCGAGGAUGGAGCCGCUGCCCCGCGGCCCCGGCCGUGUCUCCUGGCCGCUGACCUGCCUGGUGCUGCUGUCCCUGCCCGGCUGGCCAGGUGUAGGUGCCCAGGUGAGUCGGGGCUUCAAGCUGCAGCAGCCCCAGGACAAGGUGUCGGUGGCAGCGGGGGAGACGCUCACCCUGACCUGCACCACAUCUGGAGACGCUCCCCCUGGCCCCGUGAAGUGGCUGAAGGGCUGGGGCAGUGGGAACCAGACCAUCUAUGACCAGACGAACCACCUCACCUAUGGGAUGAGGGCAGUGAAUGGGUCCAACACGGACUUCACCAUCCGCAUCAGGGAUGUUCAACCCGAGGAUGCCGCCACCUAUUACUGCGUGAAGUUCCGCAAAUCACUGGGCGGUGAUGAGGUGUAUCAGCAUGGAAAAGGCACGGAGGUGUCCGUACGUGCCAAACCCACCGCCCCAGUUGUGUCCGGGCCCGAAGACAGAGCAGGGCCGGGGCAAUUGGUGGCUUUCACCUGCACGGCCGGAGGGUUCUUCCCUGAAGACAUCGGUGUGAAAUGGCUCAAGGAUGGGGUCCGCAUCUCAGCUCAGCAGCCAACGAUCACCCCUGGGCAGAUGAAAUCCUCCUACAACAUGGUCAGCACCGUGACGAUGCCACUGGGGGUGAACGACGUCCGCUCACAGGUCGUCUGCGAGGUGCGGCACCCCACGCUGACGGCCCCGCUGAGGGAGACGUACCAGCUCAGGCAAGCCCUGCGAGUUUCCCCCAGCAUCCAGGUGGACGCUGACCCGCCGAGCCCUGUUGGGGUGAACAAGACCGUGAAAUUCACCUGCCACGUGAAGGGGUUUUACCCCAGGGACGUGGCCGUCACCUGGCUGGAGAACGGGACGGAGAUGAACAUGGAGAACGUCUCCCAGCCAGUGGAGACGCCCCAGGGCUUGUUCAAGCUGAGUAGCCUGGUGGAGGUCAAAGCGAUGGAGGAGAAGAACGGGUCCGUGUUCACCUGCCGUGUGGUGCACGAUGCCCAGGAGCCCGUCGACAGGACGGCCACCCUGUGGAUCACUGCCACGUCCAAGUCGGAAACGACAGACUCAUCCCAGACAGUUAAUGGUGGUUUUCUGAUGAUCUACAUCGUGGUGGGAGUGGUCUGCGCUGUGCUGGCACUACUGGUGGCUGCAAUUCUUUACCUUAUCCGGGUGAAGCAGAGCAAGGGUAAAAGCUCGCCAUCUGCUAGGUUACAUGAGCCGGAGAAGAGCAGCGAGGCCACCACCCAGGAAUCUGACCCCAACAACCUGACCUACGCGGACCUCAACUUCGACAGAGAGAAGAAGACCAUCCGCCGGAUGGUGGAGAUGAGCCAGCAGUCGGAGUACGCCUGCAUCCAGCCCAGCCGAGCGCCCAAUGGCGAUGACAACCUCACCUACGCCGACCUGGACAUGGUGCACCUCAGCAAGGCGCCCAAGCGGCCGGCCCCGCACCCUGAGGAGACCGGCUCCGAGUACGCCAGCGUCCAGAUCCCGAGGAAGUGAGCAGGGCUGCAGCGGCUGCCGGGACCCCCUGCCCCAUGGGGAGCUGCUCUGCUCCUCCCCGGGAGGAUUUUCUUGGAAACACUGGGCGUGAUGUGAAGACGUGCUGCGGUACUCGCAUUUUGGUGUGGAAAUGCAGCCCGCAAUACUGGUGGGGGUUUGCUCCCAUCCUCAGAGACCUGAUUUUUGGGGGCAGCUUGGUCCUGGGGCUGCCGGCUCCAUCCCUUUUGGGGCUCCAUCCCUGCCCCACAGCCACGGGGGGGGCCGCUCGGCCUCAGUGUGCCGGGUUUGCCUGCAAGGGGGUUGAGCCAGCGGAGCAGCGGCUCCUCGGGAAGCUCCAGCUGGGCUGAGGCCAUGGGGACAGUGUCUCCACACCCGCGGGGAUGCCACUGCCUGGACAGGUUUGUAUGGCUCCCCACAGCCCCCCUGACCCCGCAGGGACCGGCCGGGACCCCCGCGCUGCCUUCUGGGGCUCUCUGCCGUCGACGCCUGGAAAACAAACUCUGGCUUUAAAGGAAGGACCUGAGCGUCCGCCUCUCUCUUCCCAAGUGUCCCUUCUGCGGGACCUCGGUUCUCGCACCAAGGCCGAUGAGGCUGGGAAGGCCGGCGAGCUGAGCCCCCCUGCUGUGGGCUUCCCCCCGUCCUGCCGCCCAGGGAGGCUCCGGGUACGUCUCCCCGACAUGGAGCAUCCUCCUCCUCAUCUUCCUCUGCACAGCCUUGCCCCGCACCGGGACCCACCAGCGCUGCCCCAGGCUUGUACAAAGCGUGCAGCUCCGUAUCGGCCGGGCUGCGGGUGCCCCCACCAGCCCGGUUUUCCCCCCCUCCCCGGGAGCUCCCCGCAGGUACCGUGUAACAUGUUUUGACUGUUUGACAUGUAACUGUUAAUUUCUAGAGCUAAAACCCAAUGUUUUGUGUUGUACGUGGGUGUACUGCUGUGUACUUAACACUAGAAUAAGAUGUGCAAAAUUAAGACCGAGUUCUCAGUGAAGACCCCAAAACCCCAUGGACUCUAACAGGGACUUACAUCCCCCCCCCCCCCCCCCCAGCUCUGCUGUGGGGGCCAGGCAGGCUUCUCCCAGCCCACCCGUGGGGACAAGUGUCUUCCGUGUGCCCCGUCCUUGGACCCUGCGUUGGCUCCUGCAGCACCCAGGUGGCCUUGCAGCAGUGGGCACGCAUGGGGCUGGCCCCACGGCUGCUGGUGGGGGGCUGUGGUGGCGGGGGCUGGGGGGGGGGGCCUGGUGAUGCUUUGAGAACGAUGUGACUGCUUGUACAGACU